AUGGAGGUUCCAGAUAUCCAUCAUCGUCUUGGGGCGGCGGUUAUGAUAGGGGAUAUGCAUCUGCAUGGAAUUACAGGGAACCUGGUGGUUAUGACCGUGGUUACGGUUCAAGUGGUUAUGGUUCUAGUGGUUAUGGUUCAAGUGGAUACGGAGGAUAUGGCCGAGACCCUUACUACCGCCCUCACACGAGCUACCUCUUCGACCGCGACGGCGACAAACCGGUUUCGAACCAGGGUGCUGGUGUGCGUCCUGACUCGAACCAGAACGCAAACCGCAAUGAAGGCGGCAACAGGAACGGUGGCGCUAACAACGGCUCUGGUGGCGACUCGAAGAACGACAGGGACAAUAAUGCAAAUGACGUCAGAAGCAAUGACGUCAGGGAAGGAGCAAUGA
This is a messenger RNA of Ctenocephalides felis (cat flea), 393 nucleotides long. RefSeq lists its product as uncharacterized. The transcript is spliced from 3 exons. Bases 1 to 393 code for a protein of 130 amino acids. The record is from RefSeq and is a predicted model, not a curated record. NCBI's taxonomy places the organism in Eukaryota, Metazoa, Arthropoda, Insecta, Siphonaptera, Pulicidae.